Messenger RNA from Acanthosepion pharaonis, 1263 nucleotides. Lineage: Eukaryota; Metazoa; Mollusca; Cephalopoda; Sepiida; Sepiidae. The record is from the annotation of a GenBank genome assembly.
AUGAUCUGUGAAUGGAUCAUUUUAACUAUUGCUCUAACGAAGAUAUAUCUCUUUUCUCUCAGUUUAACUCUCCAUUUGGCCAAUGAGCUCUUUUCUCUCGAUUUAACUCUCCAUCUGGCCAAUGAGCUCUUUUUUUACUCGGCCAAUGUGCUCUUUUCUCUCGGUUUAACUCUCCAUCUGGCCAAUGUGCUCUUUUCUCUUGGUUUAACUUUCCAUCUAACCAAUGAGAUCUUUUCUCUUGAUUUAACUCUCCAUCUGGCCAAUGUGCUCUUUUCUCUUGGUUUAACUCUCCAUCUGGCCAAUGUGCUCUUUUCUCUUGGUUUAACUUUCCAUCUAACAAAUGAGCUCUUUUCUCUUGGUUUAACUCUCCAUCUGGCCAAUGAGCUCUUUUCUCUCGGUUUAACUCUACAUCUGGCCAAUGUGCUCUUUUCUCUCGGUUUAACUCUACAUCUGGCCAAUGAGUUAUUUUCUCUCGGUUUAACUCUACAUCUGGCCAAUGAGUUCUUUUCUCUCGAUUUAACUCUCCAUCUGGCCAAUGAGCUCUUUAAUCUCUCGAUCUUAUCUCUCAGUGUAACUCUCCAUCUGGCCAUUGAGCUCUUUUCUCUUGAUUUAACUCUCCAUCUGGCCAAUGUGCUCUUUUCUCUUGGUUUAACUCUCCAUCUGGCCAAUAUGCUCUUUUCUCUUGGUUUAUCUCUCCAUCUGGCCAAUGUGCUCUUUUCUCUUGCACUUUUCUCUCUCGGUUUAACUCUCCAUCUGGCCAAUGAGCUCUUUUCUCUCGGUUUAACUCUCCAUCUGGCCAAUAAGCUCUUUUCUCUCGGUUUAACUCUCCAUCUGGCCAAUAAGCUCUUUUCUCUCGGUUUAACUCUCCAUCUGACCAAUGUUUCUUUUUCUCUCGCUUUUUUCUCUCGGUUUAACUCUCCAUCUGGCCAAUGUGCUCUUUUCUCUUGGUUUAACUCUCCAUCUGGCCAAUGUGCUUUUUCUCUUGGUUUAACUCUCCAUCUGGCCAAUGUGCUCUUUUCUCUUGGUUUAACUUUCCAUCUGGCCAAUGAGUUCUUUUCUCUCGGUUUAACUUUCCAUCUGGCCAAUGAGCUCUUUUCUCUCAGUUUAACUCUCCAUCUGGCCAAUGAGCUCUUUUCUCUUGGUUUAACUCACCAUCUGGCCAAUGAGCUCUUUUCUCUCGGUUUAACUUUCCAUCUGGCCAAUGUACUCUUUUUUCUUGGUUUAACUCUCCAUCUGGCCAAUGAGAUUUUUCUCUCAGUUUAA